Molecule: messenger RNA, 993 nt
Organism: Arabis nemorensis
Lineage: Eukaryota; Viridiplantae; Streptophyta; Magnoliopsida; Brassicales; Brassicaceae
Source: the annotation of a GenBank genome assembly
AUGACACUAGAAGCUUUAUCAUCAAACGGUCUCUUAAACUUCUUACUCUCCGAAACUCUUUCACCAACUCCGUUCAAGUCUCUCGUCGAUCUCGAGCCAUCGCCGGAAAAUGACGUCAUCGUCUCCAAGAACACAAUUCCGACGAUAUCUCAACAUCAAGAACCACCACCGCCGCCGCGACCACCAUCUGCGGCUAAUCGAGGGAAGAAACGGAGGAGGAGGAAGCCUAGGGUUUGCAAAAACGAAGAAGAAGCUGAGAAUCAACGAAUGACUCACAUUGCCGUCGAAAGAAAUCGUAGAAGACAAAUGAAUCAACAUCUCUCUGUCUUAAGAUCUCUCAUGCCUCAACCUUUUGCUCAAAAGGGUGAUCAAGCUUCAAUAGUUGGUGGAGCCAUAGAUUUCAUCAAAGAACUUGAACAUCAAUUAGUAUCUCUUGAAGCUCAAAAGCUUCAAAAUGCCAAACUAAACCAUACGAUUACUUCUUCGACAAGUCAAGACUCAAAUGGCGAACCGGAGAAACCUCAUCAACCGUGUAAUUCGCUAUCUCUAUCGCAGUUCUUUCUUAACUCCUACGAUCCGAGCCAAGAGAAUAGGAAUGGCUCAACAAGCUCAGUGAAAACCGCUAUGGAAGAUCUCGAAGUGACUCUAAUCGAAACUCAUGCUAACAUCAGAAUCUUAUCAAGAAGAAGAGGUUUCCGAUGGACCACCGUGGCCACCACCGGGCCACCGCAACUUUCGAAGCUCGUGGCUUCUCUACAAUCACUAUCCCUCUCCGUUCUUCACCUCAGUGUCACAACAUUGGACAAUUUUGCUAUUUACUCCAUCAGCACUAAGGUGGAAGAGAAUUGCCAGCUAAGUUCAGUAGAUGACAUUGCAGGAGCAGUCCACCACAUGCUAAGUAUCAUUGAAGAGGAGCCUUUUUGUUGUUUGUCAAUGUCAGAAUUACCCUUUGAUUUCUCUUUAAAUCACACCAAUGCCACUCAUUCUCUCUAA